Centropristis striata (black sea bass) is the source of this 2627-nucleotide messenger RNA. Its product is annotated as zinc finger protein 879-like. The record is from RefSeq and is a predicted model, not a curated record. Bases 421 to 1836 code for a protein of 471 amino acids. Gene Ontology annotation, cellular component: nucleus. Lineage: Eukaryota; Metazoa; Chordata; Actinopteri; Perciformes; Serranidae. The transcript is spliced from 2 exons. Gene Ontology annotation, molecular function: DNA-binding transcription factor activity, RNA polymerase II-specific; RNA polymerase II cis-regulatory region sequence-specific DNA binding. Gene Ontology annotation, biological process: regulation of transcription by RNA polymerase II.
CUGAAGCUUAAUUUGAGUUGUUUUGGUCAUAAAUCUGUAUUUAACAUUAAAACAAGACGUUUUAGUACAGGCCAACCAAAUAGAAGUGGUGUCAGAUCUGUCCAAAUAACAAAGAUCGACAGUCGGUGUGGAAAACGCAAUGUGUACCUCUGUGUAAUGAUCACAGCCAGACACAGGUAGUUUUUCACAACUGCAUACAGUGAGGAGACGAGAAGGCAGCAACUGUCUGGACAGUUAAUGCCAUCGAUUGAAAGCGGAAUGAAAAAGCUCCCUCACUUCCACCGUCGGAACAUUAACAGUGUGACAACUAGCGGAAGUAAACAACAAAACCUAGAUGGCAUUCGUGAACGCACUGAAAUUAUAGAGAAGACUGUUGUGGGUUUUUGGGGAGAUAAUUAUCUCGUUUUUAAAUAAGCAGCAAUGUCUUCAGUUGACUCGUUUAAGGAGUUUGUUAACGAGCGACUAACUACUGCUGCUGAAGAAAUAUUCGGAGUUUUUAUAAAAACUAUCGUCGAGUACGAAGAAGAGAUCGACCGUCAGCGCAGACUGUUGGAUAUCGUUUGGAAACCUGAACUACAGUUACACAGGAUAGAGCUCCCACAGCAACAUGUCUGUGAGGAGGAGGAGGAGGAGGAGGAGGAGGAGGUUCCUGUUGACCAGCAGCUCUGUAUUCAGGAGAAGAACUCCAGUCUGGACCAAGAGGACCCAGAGCCUCCACAGGUUAAAGAGGAACUGGAGGAACUCAGCACCAGUCAGGAGGGAGAGCAGCUUGUUGUAAAGCAGGAGACUCCUACUUAUGCGGAAAGUGACUACAGUGAAGAUCAGACCACGUACAUAACUCCUGAUGACGCAUUGAUUGCGGCGGAGACAGAGUCUGUAUUCCGUACCUUUAUGUUCACUCCUACAUAUGAGUUAAGUGACCACUGUGAAGAUGGGACUCUGUUUUUUAAUCCUGAUAAAAGUCAGAGUGCAGCAGAGACAGAGCUUCCAGAUAGCAUGUGUAUCAGUGGGCUGAAAGAAGAAUCAAACUGUGAAACUAUCAGAACCAAAGUAUCAGAACCAAACACUGACCACCAGCUACUCUCUCGUCUUUCACAUGAAGCUGAGAACCAAGAUCAGAAAAGAACCAACCAUGACAAUUCAGGUUCAACUAGAAAUGCAGAACAAGAACUGUCCAAAAGACUUCAUGACAGCAAAAGUCAUGAUAACAAUGUGUUCAACCAGACCAUGUCAAAGAGUUCAUGCAGGACUCUGGAAGGUAAAAAGUCUUUCCAGUGUGAGAUUUGUGAGAAGGCUUAUAUGCGCAAGUAUCAUCUGCAGAAACACCUGAUGAAACACACAGGGAAUAAGCCACAUCUGUCUUUUGGGACUUUCAAGUGUGGCAUAUGUGGUAAGGUUUUUAACUCUCUGUCGGUCUUGAACUCGCACCUGAGAACUCACUCAGGUGAGAAGCCAUAUUUUUGCAACACUUGUGGGAAAAGCUACAGUCAUAAAUCAACAUUGAUCGUUCACAUACGGGUUCAUACAGGUGAAAAGCCAUAUUCUUGCAACACUUGCGGGAAAAGAUUCAGUCAUGCAGGAAAGUUGAAUAUUCAUAUAAGAGGUCACACAGGUGAGAAGCCGUUUUUGUGCACAACAUGUGGGAAAAGUUUCAGACGUAAAGAUGAAUUAAAUUCCCACCUGAGAAGAAUCCACACUGAGAAACCGUACCAGUGUGAGAUAUGCGGGAAAAGAUACGUUGAUACACCAGCAUUGAAAAGCCAUAUGAGAAACCACAAAGGUGAGAAAGCAUUUUCUCAAAAAACGUGGAAAAGAUUUCAGGAGCAGUCACGUUGAUCCAUGUUACAAGAUCACACACAGAUCAGAAGCCUGAAAGACCUGCAGGAAAAGACAGGCAAGUAGCUGUGUAAUUUCAAAAUAUUUAGUUUAGAUUAUUUAGUUCAGCAAAGGAGGAGUCACAUAAUUGCAGCACUGAUGAACUUUUACUCGAAUCGUGUAUUUGAAAAAACACUUAUAAAAUAAGUUUAUUUGUGUAGCACCUUUCAAAACAAAGUUACAAGGUUCUUGACAAUAAAACUAAAUGCAAUUAAAAACAUAAAUAAAACUAUUUAUAAAGCAAUGUUAAAUAAGAAAAAAGGUCAUUAAAAGGCAAUACAAUAAAAGAGAGUGUAAUCUUUUAAAACUCUUCUUAAAACUGAGUUUGCCAGCCUGAGAUCAAUAUGCACAGGAGAAACCAUCGAGCUGAGACUCCUGUGGAGAAAUGUUUACUGACAACUGUCCUUGAAUGUAAAAUGUUUUGAUCUUCAUGUAAAGUUGUCCUUCAUAUGACUGCAUUUCUUAUAUUCCUGUUUGAAAAUGUUCCAAUUUAAUGACAAAUAUUUUAGUGAGUGCACAGUGCCUAAUGCUGUGAUCUUGGUGGUUGUUGGUUUUGCCAAAUGUGUAAAUAUGAAAAAUCUCUGAAUUCCUUUCUUUUAAAAUAUUAAUAAAUGAAUUUACUUUAAGUAGUAUGUGACUGUUAUAUAUGAGGCCUUCUAGACAUUUUUGCAGUAAGUCAAAUUCUAUGUUUUACAGCGACUGGCAUCAGUGUUUCAUACAACCAUAUGUGAAGUCCUAUAAAAGGUGAAUAU